CUCAAGGACAUCAAAAACUACUACGGCACACUUGAACUAGCUGACCCGAAGCUUGCUGCAACCCCCGAAGAUAACAGUGAGGCAAUUGAACAGCUUGUUAUUUCACACGGAUACAGCUGCAACGCAUGCCGAUAUCUCACUAUUGCACGAGAUAAUAUUGUCCGCCACUGGAGAGAGGCAGGGCAUGGAGCAGCAGAGGAGCGAUGGACCGAGGUGCGGCUGCAGACGUGGAUGGGAGGACAUUAUGCGCGCUACUGGAUCGUUCGAGACGAUAGCGAUAGCAAUGGCCCGUCCGAUACGGCUGACGAAGCUAAUGCUAGAAGUCAGAGCGCUAUGGAUGAGGUUAUCGCCGCAAGUGAGGCUCGAUUGAAAGAGAAAGAUGCCGCACGACUGCGAAAAGGUGACUUAAAGGAAGAUAUCGACCGUGACUCGUCGUGGGUUAAAAGGGUAGGCUGGGUACGACACUUUGGCUCCCGGGACUUGACCAGUAUUCACGACGCAGCCGAGUGGCUACGGGCGAGGGCA
Messenger RNA from Fusarium redolens, 525 nucleotides. RefSeq lists its product as uncharacterized. The annotation marks the transcript as partial. Lineage: Eukaryota; Fungi; Ascomycota; Sordariomycetes; Hypocreales; Nectriaceae. The record is from RefSeq and is a predicted model, not a curated record. The transcript has a single exon.